UUGAUGAUGAAAAUAUCGUUGGGGAUUUUCUUUCUUCUCCUUAUUGUCUUAGCCCUCCAAUGGGGGGUGCGGCCAGCAGAGGCUAGGGUUUGCCAGUCACAGAGCCAUAAGUUCAAGGGUGCAUGUAUGGGUAACCACAACUGCGCGCUGGUGUGCAGAAACGAAGGCUUCUCCGGCGGCAAAUGUCGAGGAUUCCGUCGCCGCUGCUUCUGCACUAAGCUCUGCUAGUAGCCGGUGACAUGGAAGGGGAUGCAUGUUUAAGAACAUUGCUUCCCUC
Molecule: messenger RNA, 277 nt
Organism: Hibiscus syriacus
Lineage: Eukaryota; Viridiplantae; Streptophyta; Magnoliopsida; Malvales; Malvaceae
Product: defensin-like protein 1
Exons: 2
Coding region: 4-228 (74 amino acids)
Biological process (GO): defense response
Source: RefSeq, a predicted model, not a curated record